Messenger RNA from Merops nubicus (carmine bee-eater), 947 nucleotides. RefSeq names its product ubiquitin carboxyl-terminal hydrolase isozyme L3-like. Gene Ontology annotation, cellular component: cytoplasm. Gene Ontology annotation, molecular function: cysteine-type deubiquitinase activity. The transcript has 4 exons. The record is from RefSeq and is a predicted model, not a curated record. The coding region runs from base 1 to 312 and encodes 103 amino acids. Lineage: Eukaryota; Metazoa; Chordata; Aves; Coraciiformes; Meropidae. Gene Ontology annotation, biological process: ubiquitin-dependent protein catabolic process; protein deubiquitination.
AUGUUCUUCCUCCCUGAUGGGCCCUCUGAAACAGAAAUGAAACAGGUUGUUUAUCCCUAUCAGACUUUAUCUGGUCAUGGAGAUGAAUCUCAGGCACCAAGUAUAGAUGAAAAAGUAGAUCUUCACUUCAUUGCAUUAGUUAAUGUAGGUGGUCAUCUCUAUGAAUUGGAUGGGCGGAAGCCAUUUCCAAUAAACCAUGGGGAAACUAGUGAUGAUUCUUUUUUAGAGGAUGCAAUAGAAGUUUGCAAGAAAUUCAUGGAACGUGACCCAGAAGAAUUAAGAUUUAAUGCAAUUGCACUGUCUGCAGCUUAAAAGCCUUUUCCAGUGGGGUUAAUCUAUUGCAAUGUAUUGUAACAAUAAAAAAUGUUGCCAUAUGUUAAUAGUACAAAUUUUGAUACUUCCCUAAUAUGUUGGUUAAUUGUAGCAUACGUGGAAUAAACUUUGCAUUUGUCCUUGUUAUAUCUUGCUGCUUGUUCCUAAAGCCACUUUGGGUAUUUCUACACAUGCAUGCAUUUUGUGCGAGAUUUCUGUGUGGUGGGUUUUUCUCCCUUCCACCCUCUUAAAAGUUUUGGGUAUUACUGUCUGUGAUAUUUCAUCAUAAUUAUGAUGAGCUACUUCAGAGCAGGAUUAUCAUUUGUAUCAUUCACAGGUAACAUUCUGAGCUGAGUUUGUGGCAUGUUAAUGGGUAACAAACUGAAAUGGGUGGCUAUCCCCAUCUUUUGACUAUGAUUCAAGAAUAUUAUCAGACCUUUUGCAAGUGACUCAAAAGACAAAGGCAUUUUUUUUCAACCCGCUAUUUAUAAAUAAAUAUGUGGAAGAAAAAAGGCAGAAAAAGGACUGUUUCUUCUUACUGGGGGCGAACACUAACAUUUUAAAAUUAUCUCUACAUUUUGAAUAAAACCUAAUUUUGUUUCUCAAGCCUAAUAAUGUUAAUAAACUGUCAAAAA